AUGGCAAACGAGAGAGAAUCCAGAAAUCCAACUACCUCCAAGAAUAAAAGUGACCUUGAGACACUUUCGUUAAAUUACCUACGAAGUCAAAAUAUUUCACAAAUAUCCGAUGACGACCGUAUGCCAAAAUUCCAUCUGUGCAAGUUCUGCAGUAAAGCUAUGUUCAGAUUUCAAUUCGAAGUAUUCACAAUAUUGCGUUGUGGCCACUUGCUCCAUAGAUUGUGUGUUGAAAUGCAUAUUAUUCGGGGAAAAACAAAAUUUCCUUCAUGUCCUAUUUGUAAAGCAGAUAUUGAAAUUCUUAAAGAAGAGUUGCUCCUAGCUUCCGGUGAAUAUGAUAUCUUACCCAGAAGUUAUGAUAAAGGAAAAGCCUCCUAG
Diversispora eburnea is the source of this 375-nucleotide messenger RNA. The record is from the annotation of a GenBank genome assembly. Lineage: Eukaryota; Fungi; Glomeromycota; Glomeromycetes; Diversisporales; Diversisporaceae.